UAUGCGACAUACGCACUGAUGUUAUGUAACACAAAUGUGCAUCGAUAAAGUGUGCAAACAACCUAUUAAUCAAGCAAUGAUAAUAUAAGUGUUUAUAUAAUGCAAAAGUCGCACUGCCGGAAAAGAGCACCGUACUAAAAUUAUCUGCUUAAUCUGAUGAAUACGUAAUACUGUUGUCGAAUACGUUGUUUCACAUUUUUUAUAAAUGGAUCAUUCAAUCAUCAAAUGUUCAAAAAUCAAUUACACGUUAUCCUUCUUAUCCUAAUAUUAUUCAUCCUAAUAAUGAUUAUUGAGUACCGUGCGAGCAUAACCUCAAUUAAGCAAACACGUUAAUUUUGGUUACUUUUGCAGACGUGGUUGAUACCCUUUUUAUUUAGAUUUUUAUAUAAUUGUCAGUUGUUAGGUUGCAUUUGCUUAAGUGAACUACAGUGAAAGCUGGAUGUGACCAAAGACAUAUUGUACAUCUUUGAUUUUGCUUUUUCUGAGCUGUUUUAUUGCUUCUCAGUUCCUUGGAAGGCAGUUACCCAGUACUUGUGCGAAUGGAAAAGGCACUACAGUGUAAAGUCUCACACAGUGGAUGCGAAAAAAGCAGUUGGUAUUCGUAGUCUUGGACAACAACAGCUAUUGCUCUAAGGAUCGGCGUGAUAAAAAUGUUGCACGUCGCUGGUACGCUGGGCUUCGUCGGUGCGCUCUUUCUAGUCGCACUGAUCAUUACAGGUAGCAAGGAUGCUGCGGAAGAGUUUGAAGAUUUACCCCCUGAGGAAGCGAGACGACGGCUUAGGGGUAUAGCAAAACGUAUGGAUAGUAACCAAGAUGGCUAUGUUGAAAAGGCAGAACUUUCCAAAUGGAUUCUCAGUUCCUUCGACAUGUUGACACGCGAGGAAUCGCUUGAACGUUUCGAAGAUGAAGAUCGAAAUAAAGAUGGCAAGGUCUCCUGGGAGGAACAUUUUGCUGAAAAUUUCGGUGAAGGCAGUAUUCUCCAUGAGCAUCAUGAGGAGGACGUACCGCGAAUGCUCGAAGAGGACCGGGAAUUGUUUGCUUUAGCUGACGACGAUCGUGACGGACUUUUAAGUAAAGAAGAGUUUCCUGCAUUUUCACAUCCACAUGAGUUCUCGAAAAUGCAUAUGCUACUCGUAAAUCACACAAUGCGAAGAAAAGAUACCAACAAAGAUGGAAAACUAACCCUGGAGGAAUACCUUAAAGAGGAUAGUGGGCGGGAGAUGUCUGAAGAGGUUCGGGUAACAGAAAAAGAUCGAUUUGAGCUCGAUCUCGACCGAAACCGAGAUGGAAACCUCGAUCUUUCUGAAGUGAAGCACUGGAUUAUUCCUGAUAACAAUGACAUUGCUGAUCAAGAAGUGGAGCAUUUAAUGGAGAAUAGUGACAGUGACAAGGAUGGCAGGCUCUCGAUCCAAGAAAUUAUCGAUCACCACGAGAUCUUCGUCGGCUCAGAAGCAACUGAUUAUGGAGAGCAUUUGCACAAGUUCAAGGAUGAGCUGUAGACACUUGAAAUGCUCCUGAUAAUUUGCCCGAUUACUCUUCUUAUCGCCUUAAAUGCAGCAACAGCAGCAAAACUAAUAAUGAAACUGCUGGAGAGGAUCUGUAAAAUUAAAAUAGCAGGCGAAGACCAGGCAAGGUUCUGCCGGCUAAAGACGAAAAGUGCACUUUACUGUCCUAAUAACCUUGACAACAAAGAUAACACGGAUUGCCAGUUUUAAUAUGAUAGCAGCGGACACUUGCGGACCAAGAAUUGAACGAGUGGUUUUUCGUUUAUUUAUAAGCGAGUCCCAUAUCACCGUAAAGCAUUAUUUUUCGAUGCUUUUAGUCACCAGCACUACUUUGGACAAAAAGGAACGUGAAUGCAUGAUUUUACUGGGGAUUGUACAUAGGCUUCUUUAUAUUAACGAAUAUUUGCCCUGAUUGUGAUGCGUGUUAAUGACCGUUAUUUGAUAUGAUCAAAUUUAAGCCAAAGGUUGUAGCUUGUCCCAUAACAACGCGUGUACGUGUUCCUCGUACCAGGGCAGACAUUUGCUCGAAAUUGUGAGCUCUUUACGAUAGUUUUCUUUUUAUAAGACACUAUUGAGGUUCCCGUACCUUCUUAUUUUUCAAGACAUCAUUAUAAACUGUCUCUCCCUAGCAAUUUACUUGUGUGUAACAUGAAAAAAUAGAAUUAUGAAAUCUUAAAAGCAAUCUCAUAUUGACUGCGUCCAUCUAACCCGUUGCAUGUGUUGAUCAUUUAUUGGAAUACGCGGAUUCUAUAUUUUGAUAAUUAAGGAUGGAUACGAAAUUUAGUUAAACAGCAACAUAGCCAGCGUCCACAGAUGGCCGCCACUGACCGAGAAAGAAUUUAGAAGUCCUCGUAAAUAUCAAUGUGAAAUUUUAUGUAAAUAUACUAUGGAAUGAUAUAAAUAUAGUAAAAUUACCAAAUGUGUAUUUUUGUUCUAUUUCACUUAUCUUUGUUAUAAUGAAAUGUAAGAAUAAUUAUUUUCAAAGCGACAGCUAUAUAAUCUACUAAGGUCCGCUUUUAACGGCCAUCAAUGACCAUUAUUAGUUACAAACCAUCGUCUGUAAUCUCAUAAUAUCUUAAGCUCACCAAGCUCAUCAGAAGGUCUUUAUUUUAAACAGCGUCGGAAGAUGAGACAACAAAAUAUCAAACACCAUUUAACAUUGUUAGUUGCAUAGUUCGACUGAAAGUUGGUGAAAGAUGAAGACCAAAGAAGAUAAUCGAAACCGUCUAAUUUGGUUUGUCAUUUAUAUUUACAGUCAAUUCGAAUUAGAAUUUGCGAUGAGUGCGACUUGCGGUAUGUUUAGCGGCGCCUAACUCUCAUAGCAAAUACAACAUACUGUGGAUCUGGUUGCUCUUCCUGGCUUAACUACAGUGUACUAGCUACGUCUAGUGCAUUGUUUGUCUGAGGUACAUUUUCGACGAAAAUUAAUGAUUAGCUAUUAGGUAUAAAGUAGGCACUAAAGUGUUGUGGAAGUAGAUGCUGCAACAACCCUUGUAAGAUAACAUUUAUUUAAUCUAGUAUUUUCUGUCGUUUUCCUAUUAAAUCAGGGAUGGAGCUGCACAACGCUUCUUGGUCGAUAAUAAUAAUAAUGAUUGUAUAGCAACCAAAUGGAUGAAAUUUCUGCACAGCACUAUCUGCGUGUGCGUUUUCGUCCUGGCUGGUUUCAACAAUUCGACCUGCUUUGGCCGGAGUUCAUAGAGUACAUAGAGGCGGUUAAGCUAUUUUUGUAUACCAUGGAUUGCUAACUCUAUGCUUUGCCGAGGUUCUUCGCAGGUGAUAAAGGUUUCACAGCAGAUAUGAAAAGGGACACAAAUGUUCCAAAUUAUACGAGGGCUCUUAAAACCAUCAGCAGGUGGCAUAUUACGGAUGCUGGAGUUGCUUUUGCUAGGUUGCCAGUGCAAAGCGAACGCAUUGUCUAUCGUCCAAGCAAACUUUGGAGUUAUACAGUCAAUAUUCUCUGAUCGAUAAGAAUAUGGCCUCGUUUAGCCGGUGACAGGGGCUCUUCAGUAUCGUCGUCGCGUACAUUUUGUACUACUAGAAGCGAGCACCGAUGGUGAGAUAAGUGUGUAAGCUCAGGCAACUGUUAGCUGCCUUAGAUCGCAAAAACCUAUUGCCAGGACUUAACUAAGAUCCUUCAAUGACAAUCCUAGGGUGUAGCAUCAAUUUUUCUGCUGAAACUUACAGAUAAAACGCAUGGUACUUAGCUAAGGUCAUUACUUCAUCUUUUAUAUUUUACGAACUUGAUGCCUUGUAAUAUAAAGGUGUUAAAUUCGUAAAAUAUACUUCUCAAUUUUAGUCGAUGUUUUAAUUUAGCGCCUUAUAAAUAUUGUGCAACAUUGUUAGUCUUUAUUUUUAUCGUAAUUAGAGGCUGAUUGAGGAUCUUUCGUUAGAAUAAUUUACAACGCGUCAAUCAUGGCAUUCGUUUUGCUUAAUGGGACAACGGAUCGUAGAAUUAUUCUGUAAUCGAAUCGAUGAAAUAUUGAAAGUAUCAUGUUUGCAUUGAUACGAGCCUCGUGUUGUUCUUAUAAGUACUAGUACGAUACCUAACAUACUUGUCUGUGAAGUUUUGCAGCUCUCGGAACUUUGGAGGUUUGGUCGAUGUUGAAAAUCCAGUUAAUGCAGUUCAGAGCGACUGCAAGCAUCAAGCAAGUUAGUUACUAAAUCGUUACGAUUGAUGGGUGACUCCUUUAGUGACUUAAUUUACUCGAAGGGAAGUGGCUAAUUAAAACUGUUAGAAACGUCCAUAAAUGCUUAAUAAUUCUUUAGAUUUAACUUAGCCCAGUACUUAAUGCUGAUGAUGAUAUCUUCUUUUUUGCCUAUUUCUUCCCUUAUAAUUGUAUGAGAUUUGAUUUGGCAUUAUGAAACUGCUUGUAAAUGUAAUCCUUCUGCUCUUACUGAAGAAUUUUUUCGUCACUUAGCGCGUUGUUGUUUAACUUUAAAAUGGCACAUUGCAUAAACACCAAUCCAAGCCGUUUGCUUCAAUAAUUUUUCUGAACUAGACGACGUGGCGACUAAAACUAAAUAUCAGUUAAUCUAAUU
This is a messenger RNA of Varroa destructor (honeybee mite), 4544 nucleotides long. Its product is annotated as reticulocalbin-2-like. Gene Ontology annotation, cellular component: endoplasmic reticulum. The record is from RefSeq and is a predicted model, not a curated record. Gene Ontology annotation, molecular function: calcium ion binding. Lineage: Eukaryota; Metazoa; Arthropoda; Arachnida; Mesostigmata; Varroidae.